AUGGUGUUAGACGAGUCUGCGCAAAAGGUGCUAUCAGAGCUUCGAAGGUCGCGAGGUGUAGUGAAGGCGUCGCUCACGCGCGUGCGGAAAUUCGUGGAUAAUUUUAAUCCAUUAGAGCAAGCUCUGUCACUGUUAGAGUUUCGUCAGGAGGAGCUUCCUCGUAUUUGUAAAAAAUUCGAAGAUAUCCAGGCUCAAUUAGAGCUUAUCACAGAGGAUGCAGAGAAGGAGGAAGAAGAGCGUGAUUGUUUUGAGAGUGAAUACUUUGACCUUCGCUCGAGGAUCCAGGAAAUUAUCAAUGCAGCAAGACCACAGAGCUCGACGGCGCUAAAUGCUUCUUUCAGAACUAUUGGAGGUAAUAGACCAAAUUUGGCGCCCAUAGCAUUGCCGAUUUUUAAUGGUGAUAUAAAAGAUUGGGAGUCAUUUUAUGAUAUAUAUCGUGUUAUGGUGCACGAUGAGGAUAUAUACUCACCAGCGCAGAAAUUUAUGUAUUUGCGUUCGUGUUUGAAGGGACCAGCAUCUGAAUUGGUGCAAUCAAUUCCUAUAAGCGAUAACAAUUAUAAGGUCGUCAUAGAACGAUUAAAACAAAGGUAUGAUAACCGGAGUUUGGUUAUACAGGCACACAUAAGGGAAUUAUUAAACAGUCCAACGAUAGAAGUGCCAUCAGCCAAAGCCCUUCAAGCACUUCAUGCUCAUGUGUGUACCCACGUUGCUGCACUCAAGGCGUUGCAUCAACCCGUUGAACAAUGGGAUGCAUGGUUGGUGACCAUCAUUACCUCAUGUAUGGAUGGUGCGACUGCACAUGAUUGGGAAUUACGACGAAUCAAUAAUGACUUACCAAAAUUCGAAGACCUCGAAAGGUUUCUUUCAAGUCGUGGGAAUGCGUUUGAAAAUUCAGAGGCGUGUAUGAGGAAAUCAAUAAUUUUCCCUAGCAGUAAUGUUGCUUCAAAAAAAUCUUUUAGCACAAAAAAAAGUUUGGCAGUAACAGAAGGUAGUGUUAGAUGUCCGCAAUGCUCAGGUAGCCAUCAAUUGUUUAGGUGUGACAAGUUCAAGGCUGCAACAGUGAGCAACAGAUUAACAUUGGUUAGAGAAGCGCGCCUGUGUUUUAACUGCUUAGCACCCAUGCAUAAUGCGGAAGCUUGUAAAUCAACAUACAAGUGCUAUGUAUGUAACCAGAAGCAUCAUACGUUAUUACAUUUUGAAAGAAAUGCUUAUAAUAAAAAUGCUAGUCUGCUAAGUGGCACGGUGGAUCGUGAGGAAUUAUUACCAGCAGAGGAUACUUCAGCGGCUUCAGGUGCUGCAUUAUUGGCUAGCUCUAUUUGUCAUCACGUAUUUCUUGCUACAGCACUUGUUCAAGUCACUGAUCGUUAUGGAGGCAAGCGAGAAUGUCGAGCAGUAUUGGACAACGGUUCACAGGUAAAUUUUAUUUCAAGAAAAUUCUUCAAAAAAUUGCAACUCUCUAGUAGAAAGGCAGAAAUGCCUGUUCAUGGUAUUGGAGGUGGUCGAAUUCAAUCGUCAUCUGUGUUGGACAUCCAUGUGUCAUCAAGUGUCAAGAAUUUUAGCUUGAGUAUUCCUUGCUAUGUAUUUCCCGCCAUAGUGAAUGAUUUAGCGGCGUGCCCCGUAGCGACAGAUAGAAUGGAGCUUUCUAAAGAAUUGCUCGAUGAUCUAGCUGAUCCAGGUUUUGCUAAAGCCG
Myzus persicae (green peach aphid) is the source of this 1690-nucleotide messenger RNA. RefSeq lists its product as uncharacterized. Lineage: Eukaryota; Metazoa; Arthropoda; Insecta; Hemiptera; Aphididae. The record is from RefSeq and is a predicted model, not a curated record. The annotation marks the transcript as partial. The transcript has a single exon.